UGAAGAGUAAAUGGCAUAAGUGGACUGCUUUUUUGUUGUAUUAAUUGCAGCAAAUUGUGUGGUGUGUUCGGUGACCAGAUGGCAACAAGAACAUGCACCAGCACAACAUGCCCCUGAGCGCUCUUCACGUGGACCUCUGGGAGUGCGGGGGGUUCGAGGAGCUGGCUACCGUACUCAGCCCUCCCCUGAGAUGUCCCCCAAAGUUCAACAAGCUGAAGGUCAUUCAGUUCGUAACAAAAGUAGAGUACAUCCGGUGCUGCAGCUUUCAAGUCUUUGCAUGGAUCCAACUGCGUGACCAUCAUCGUUCCCGCUGGGGGUACUUGAGACCUUUACCAACAUUUGUUACAUCUGAACGCUCCCCCACUGUCUUGGGUGUACUGAAGCUGAACCGAUCUCUGCGCGUAGCUAGUUCCGGGGAAGUUUUUCGGGAUUUUUCGAUUCCGAAUGUUCCAGCCUCCGAAGAUGUUGACGUUACUGUCCACAAACCUUAUCAAUAUGAGUUAAGGGACCGAACCAAUGGUGAGACAAGGGUCAGCUGGCCGAGAGGUUGAAGUAGCUGGUCAGGUGGUAAAAGAGUGCUCUUAAUUAAGGUACUUGUUGAACAGGGCAGCAGUCCAUGUGUAGUCUGUCGCUUGGACUCGCCGAUGUCUCUGAACUCAGUGGCAGUUGGACUUCCCAACUGGCAACGCCUCUCUUAGAUAGAGCCGCUGGAACGGUGAGACCGAUCUGGCAUAUUUUCGCCAUCCUUCAUUCAUCAAAUGGAACAACGUGGCCUAGAUCGUAAACUUCCGGGAGGCCAGAUGGGGCUUCCCACCAAGGAGGGAUCCGUC
Molecule: messenger RNA, 830 nt
Organism: Cantharellus anzutake
Lineage: Eukaryota; Fungi; Basidiomycota; Agaricomycetes; Cantharellales; Hydnaceae
Exons: 1
Coding region: 93-551 (152 amino acids)
Source: RefSeq, a predicted model, not a curated record